Molecule: messenger RNA, 360 nt
Organism: Lucilia cuprina (Australian sheep blowfly)
Lineage: Eukaryota; Metazoa; Arthropoda; Insecta; Diptera; Calliphoridae
Exons: 1
Coding region: 1-360 (119 amino acids)
Source: RefSeq, a predicted model, not a curated record
AUGAAGCCAUAUUCCAUACCAUUUGCUAUAUAUGAGAAAGGUCGUAACGAAAUUCGUCGUCUGGAAUCAAUCGAUGUGAUAGAAUCUGUUAACUCUAGCGAGUGGGCAUCACCUAUAGUUGUGGCAAGAAAACCCAAUGGUUCUAUAAGAAUAUGUGCAGAUUUCAAAGCAACUUUAAAUUCUCAAAUUGAAGUUGACAGAUACCCCAUACCACGUAUUGAGGACCUUUUUCAUAAACUCCAAGGAGGUCAAUAUUUUUCAAAAAUUGAUUUGAGUGACGUAUACUUACAAAUUGAACUCUCCGAAAAUUCUAAGAAAUUCAUGGUCAUUAAUACACCAUUCGGUUUAUAUAAAUAUUAA